AUGCCAGUCACCCAAUACUCUCACGUCAAGCCCGGUCUCGCAGUUUCGAUAGUGCUGAAAGCAGACCAAAGAACCGGCCGACAGGUUCAAGGCACAGUCUCCCAGCUCCUCACUCGCGGCAACCACCCUCGAGGCAUCAAGGUCAAACUCACGGACGGUAGAGUCGGACGUGUUCAAAAACUCCUCCCCGCGCAGCUCUCUCAAUCCUCUCAUUCCGGACUCCCUACUAAGCGAACCAUGACUUCAAACAACCCUUGGGAAGACGCUGCAAGCCAAAAUCCUUGGAGCGAGGAUCCCCCACGAGCCAGCGACACGAAUCAAAAUUCCAGCACUGCACAGUCAUAUUACCAGUCAAAUCCGGACUCCUCACAAUAUGAGGCGCCGUCGCAUCCUCCUCCCGGCCGAUCGAGCGAGAACCCGUGGCAGCAGGGGCAGCAGGGGCAGCAAGGACAGCAAGCACCUUCACUUCCACCUCGCCAGGCACCGGGACGACAGUCCGACACGGACCAGAUGUUAGAAGGUCAAGGUGAUCGCGCCGAGCAGAUCGAGCACAUGCAGCAGUACGAGGCGAGCGCGCCACAAAGUGAGAACGACAGAACACAAGCACAACUAGAAAAAGAGUUUCCCAACAUCGACGGCGCCUUGAUUGCAGCCAUCUACAGCGAGAGACCUGGAGAUCUAGCCGAAGUGAGAGAGAUGUUGCAAGAGUUGAAUGCAAGUUGA
Molecule: messenger RNA, 723 nt
Organism: Exophiala viscosa
Lineage: Eukaryota; Fungi; Ascomycota; Eurotiomycetes; Chaetothyriales; Herpotrichiellaceae
Exons: 1
Coding region: 1-723 (240 amino acids)
Source: RefSeq, a predicted model, not a curated record